Molecule: messenger RNA, 1691 nt
Organism: Nerophis ophidion (straightnose pipefish)
Lineage: Eukaryota; Metazoa; Chordata; Actinopteri; Syngnathiformes; Syngnathidae
Gene: asz1
Product: ankyrin repeat, SAM and basic leucine zipper domain containing 1
Exons: 13
Coding region: 87-1496 (469 amino acids)
Biological process (GO): piRNA processing
Cellular component (GO): pi-body
Molecular function (GO): protein binding
Source: RefSeq, a predicted model, not a curated record
GAUGAGCAUUGGGGGCCAUCUUGUAAUGGCGGCGAGUGCACCUGUCUAAUCACAUUCAUCAUUAAGUUUGUCAAACUGCCACAAACAUGAACGGCUUCCCGGCGGGCUACGAGAGCGACGCCAGCAGCGAUGAUUGCUACACGGAGCUUCCCAGCGACAAGAAGUCGGCGUCGUGGUUGAAUGAGGAUGCAGAAACUGUGCUGCCAAAUGCAGAAGAUAAAGUUCAACAGCUGAAAAAAGCCAUCAAAUGCGGUGAUGUCGGCACGAUUGGACAUCUGCUAGACAAUGGCAUGGAUGUGGAGACCAAGCUGGGCUUUGACUUCACUCCUCUCAUGUGUGCUGUCAGUGUGGCCGAGGACAACGUCACCAAAGUUCUUCUGGACAGAGGAGCCGACGCCAACUACAGCAAAGACUGUUGGACAGUGCUCAUGGCCGGCUGCACUGCCCAAGCCGAGGAGGAGAAAAUUGCCCGAUGUGUGGCGCUCCUACUCUCCAGAAACGCUGAUCCAAACAAGGUGGACAGUUCCGACAGGACGUGCAUGAUGCUGGCAGCCAAAGAGGAUUAUUGCAAAGUCAUCAACCUGCUGGCGUCCUAUGGAGCAGACCUCAACAUGCAGGACUGCGAUGGAUACACCGCUUUAUCGUUCGCUGUGCGGAACGGCCAAGAGAAGGCGGUGUUGAAGCUCCUCCAGCUGGGAGCAGACAGCACCAUCAGGACCAAUUCGGGAAUGACCCCUGCUAAACUGGCCUUGCUUUUCAAUCACACACAGAUUUCCAGCAUCCUGGCCUCCUCAAUGAUCGCUGAUCCUGUCCAGCCUUUCAGCACAAUGGAGGAAACCCUUUCCAAUUUCAUCAAGACAAACACUCAACCGCCACCAUCAGCUUCUGGGGAAAGUGUCCCCAAACUGGAUGAGCUGGAACUCUUCCUGCAUGGCCUCCAUCUCAGCCACCUUACUGACGUUAUACAUGAGAAGGACAUCACCUGGAGCGACCUGUUGACCAUGGACAAGGAGAACCUGGAGAAGGUUGGUAUCACAGACCCAGAGGAGCAGCAGAAGUUGCUGAGUGCUGCGCAGCAGGUGCACUUGGACAAGGUGGACCUGGACACAAUUGAGCAACUCGGAGUGUCAGAUGCCGGGAGCGAGGAGCUGCUUAACUUCCUAAUCAAACUGAAGCAACACUGCUGCUGCCUGACUGAAAGGGUUCAUGAUACCAUCAGCCGCUUCCCCACGCACGUUUCCCAGCUGGUCUUCUCACUGGACCCUAAGAGGGAGGCCCAGGCCAUGUGCAAAGAACUGCUGGCCCAGACCAAAGACCUGCAGACCGAAGUCUGCUGCCUGCACGAUCUGCUCUGCCAGAUGAAUGAGACCCCACACCACGGUCAGCUACCUCGACCCGCCCCCCGGGGCAACAGGAUGUUGCGGCCCCUAACGGGCAUCGCCGUGGCUGCCGCCGUCCUCUUCUAUCUGCUCAAGCUAAGGAAUGUCAGCCCUUAAUUUUCAAACAUGUCACGCUAUGCUUGAAAUUACUUUUAUGUUCCCCUUUGUUGCCGACUUUGGCGAAUAAGUGCUUUGUUUUAGAGUUUUCAAGAGUAUCAAAGUUUUACAAGUGCAUGUUUGAAUUUUUAGGAGCGGUUUGAAAAAUGAUAAAGAAGUUCAAUAAAUAUUUUUUUUCUUCUAUGCACAUCUUAA